Messenger RNA from Chrysemys picta bellii (western painted turtle), 9872 nucleotides. NCBI's taxonomy places the organism in Eukaryota, Metazoa, Chordata, Testudines, Emydidae. The record is from RefSeq and is a predicted model, not a curated record.
UUCCCAAUUUAAAUUAAACUGAAAUAGGAAACUCUUAAUCUGAAAUAAGUAUCCAUAUGUAGAUUUGCACUAAAACCGGGGAUUAAAACUGAUUUAGUUACUCUGGUUCCAGUUUGAGUAUAGACCAGCCCUUUGUGUCUUAACAAACAUUAAAUGUAACUUUGUCCUUGAUGUGGAUGAGGACAGGUUUAAAAAUAUGUUAGCUGGUUGUAGUUAACCCUAGAGAUUAGUGUUAACCAUGACCAGCUAAUGUGUUCUUAAAGAUCACUUGUCCAUGUCUACACUAGUUACUAAAUUAUCUAUCAUGUUCAGUAAAACAUAUUAGUACUGUCUAAUAUAAUGUACUUUUCCAGUGGAGCUGUGGCCUAAUGCUGCACUUCAUUUUAAAACUUAGUUUGCUUAAAUAGAUUGUGUGUACUGAAACUGUUUUCUCGAACAUGGGAUGAAGUGGUUAGUUUGGAACAGAAUACUUUAUUCACAUGGUAAUACUUGCAUAGCUUGCCAAAGUGUAAAAAUGACAGAAUCCUAGGAUUGUUGUAAUAAUAUAGAAAUAUUCUGUUCAUCGGUAGAUCUCAAAGUGCUUUGUAAAGGAGGUAAGUGUCAGAUGGGAAAAUGAGGCACAGAGAGGUAUAUUGACUUGUUCAAGGUCUCCCAGCAAGUCAAUGGCAGAGCUGGGAGUAGCCCCAGUAAGGUGCUCUAUCCACUAGGCCAUCUUCUCAAGCAUUUGUCAGGAGAGACUCACAGUAUGCUAGGGGUUCUUCCAGGAACCAUUGGUCAUUGUUGUCUAUUCCUGAUUCAUUGACAGAUGCUACAUUAUGUGGCGUUGAGUCUACAGUCUUUUCAUAAUUUAAAGAGCAGUGCUCAGUUUGGAUGUUCUCUGGGUUAUGUUUGACCAGUUUUAGAGUUUCACUUAAUGUUUGAAGUUGGGAGGAUUGGGCAUUGCAGUGUUUGUGUGUGCCAUUUGAAUAAUGUUUGAGUUUUUGUGAUGCAUAGUGGAUAUGUUAGAGCGCUUACAAAUGCUUUGAGACAAGGUGUUGUAUAAAUGUUGGAUUAUUCUUGCUAGUACUUGAGUGAGUUUACUGAGAAGUAUUAACCCUUGGAGAGUCCUUGCUAUGUGUUUUUUGUUAACUCUUUAACCAAUAAAGCACAGUAAUCCAAUAGCCAAGUAAUGUACAUAAGAGGUUUAUUGCUGUUAGAGAUUAGUCUAUUUAAAAAAAAAAAUCUUAAUAGCAUAAUAGCAAUUUAGCUACUGAGGGUUUUCAACACCCAGAUACACCUCUGCCUCGAUAUAACGCUGUCCUCGGGAGCCAAAAAAUCUUACCGCAUUAUAGGUGAAACCACGUUAUAUCAAACUUGCUUUAAUCCACCGGAGUGCGCAGCCCUGCCCCCCGCGGAGCACUGCUUUACCGCAUUAUAUCCGAAUUCGUGUUAUAUCGGGUCGCGUUAUAUUGGGUUAGAGGUGUACUGUUUAUCCAGUACUUAACACAGUGAGGUCCUGGCCCAUGAAUGAGAUGCCUAAGUUCUACCCAAUAAGAAUAAUAACUCCUCAAAUACUCAUAGCCUUUGUAUUCACCUGGAUUCCUCAUUGCUGCUUGAUGAUCAAAUAGCUGUAGCCAUAAAAAAAAGAAGCCCUUUUCCGUUUGAUUUACAAGAAGACUGCACCCUACUGUUAGAUUUGCAUUGUGAUGCAUGAAUUUGAGACAUCCAGAAUUGUUUGGAGGGAGGUAGUUUGUAUCUUUCUAAGAAAUUAAAAUCUGUUGAAAUAGCAUGGAGGCCACUUAAACAUAUCUUACUGGAAUAUCAGUAACAAUUCACUGAAGAAAUGUUGUUCCUUCAAAACUCUUGGAUAAAGCUAUGAGGUCACUGUGAAAAUGUCAUUAAUAUGAACUAGUGUGCUGUUGGAUAGCCAGUGUUGUACCUAGAGAGGUGAGCUUUAUUUCCAGGGCUUUGGAGCGGAGCCCGGAGCUGGAGCGCGGAGCAGCAGGUUUUUGCCUGGAGCUGGAGCGGAGCCGGAGCACAGCGCCAAAGCCCUAUAUUCUGUCAGUUAAAUUGAAGCAAUAAAGAUGUGCUAUGAAUUUGUCUACUGGGUAGAUUUAGAGAUUUGUCCACCUUCAGUAUAUCAAAAUUUUACAUUUUCUAGGUCUAGCUGUUGUCAGAGGCUAGAUAUUGCACUGUGAGACCGUAUUUUUUUUUAAAAAAAGCCUUCAACACUUCUGUAUUGCUAUUCCAGGUGAAAAAUAAUCCCUUGAGAGAGAAUAAAUUCAUACAUUUAAAAGGAUGGUGUCACUUUGCUUUACAGUGGGAGGCACUGAGUUGGUAUCAUGUCAGGUAGAGCAUUAGACUGAAUCUCAGGAGACCUACAUUCAAUUCCUAGCGCAGUCAUAGACUUGCUGUGUGUGAGACCUUGGGCAAAUAAUUUAAUCUACCGUUUGUGUCAGUUCUCUAUCUAUGAAAUAGGGAUAAGAAGUCCUUGCCUUCCAUAUAAUUAUGAAGCACUUGGAUACUAUGAUGAUGAGAUCCACAUAAUUGUUAUUGGAUGAUAAAUAUAUGCUUCAGAUUUCAGAUAGGCUAAUGAAAGUUGGAGCCCUGAGAUGGGUCUGGGGCAGUAUUUACUGCCUCUUCAGCACAUGGGAGUGGGGUCUGGGCUUUUCACCAGUACAUUGCACUUCACGGGUGGGUUCUCUUCCUGUCUUUCACAUUGGCCUUUGUCUAGUUGGCUGAGUCCUCUGGCUAGUAGCUGCCUAGUUAACUUUUCAAGCCAUGGCAUUUAUAAAAUUUAUAACAGAGUCAUUUGUCAGCUGGCCUAAUGGGAAGUUCACAGUUACCAUUCCUGGAGAGGUUCCUUUCUCCUUUAUGACCCUUCUAAAAGUAACCGAAUGCUGAAAAAAUGUAGUAGGUUGAUAUAGCAAGUAAAUAUGUUGUCACAAUAGCUACUGAGAGUUUACACUAUCACUGUCAGGGUUUUAAAGAAAACUGCAAUGUUAGUUAUGCCAUAAUUAAAUGUAUGUAUUGUGUAUGUAAUGUUGAAAUUGUCAUUGCCUGCAUUGCAGUCUAUAAUUUUGUUUUCUAAAUUAUAAUAUGCUACAAUGUAUGUUGAAACUAAAUUAGUCUUGUAAUAAGUGUCAAGUAGAUUAAAUAUUUGAUCACCCUUACAAUGAUUAUCCUUAGCUUUAGCAUUGCUACUAUGAUAUCUGAUAUGGCAUAAUGUUUAAAUGUGUAUUUAUUUAGAAGAAACAACUAUUCUUUUAUCCUAAAAAGCCAGUUGGCCUGACUUUCAAAUCUGCUGCAUGCUUGGAACUCCCACUGAAUUCAUGGGAGCUGAGAGUGCCCAGUGUCCCUGAAAAUAGUGUUCACAGAGUACCUCAAAAUGGAAGCAUUUUGUUCCUUCUAAUUCCUAGAGCUAUAUGCACACUGAGAACAUAGCUGCAUAAGCUAGGAAUUAAAUUAAAAACUUUUGUUAAUUUCAAAAUCCAUCACAUAUAAUGAAAGGCUUGCCAAAAAAAUAAUUAAUCACUCUUAUUUUCAAACAUGACCUGUGGGAAAACAAUGACUUAAGUGUUUGACAUCAACAUAUUUCAUGGGACUUUAUUUUAGCAAUUAUCCUCCUGUUCAACAGUAAUAAGGAACUUUCAGAUCUACUUUAUUAUUCACUGCACACUAAAAUAGCUAGUUAUUAUUCUGAAACUUAAUGUUUGAUAGGGAGAUAUUCAACAGUACUUAAGGGAUAUAGGAUAUAGGAGCAAAAGGUAAUGGGACUAUUAAGUUCCUUAUUUGCUUUUGAAAAUCUUCCUCUAAAGUAUUCAAUAUCAAAAUAGACAGAAUUAACAAAAUUGAGCAGGGAAUGAGGAAAAUGAACUUGGUUCUUAGGUAAAAGAGAUCUUGCUGCAAACUCUUAACAUUCUCCCUGACCUCCUCCCCGUUUUUUCCUCAACUCUUACGUUGUUUUGAAUUAACAAAAAAGGAGAUGCAGUGCUUUAGUCAUUCCAUCUGCACUCUGACACUUCCUACAACGGAUUUCCUCUCUGGCUUGCAGCAACAAGCUUGCCCUUUGCAUUCUUUCCUUUCAUUACACAACUUGUUCAACUCCUGAACAAUGACCAACAGAGAAGAAAAAUGCAAGCAGAGUAGGUUGAUUGUUGCAGUGAGUUACUUUCUGAAAAGAAUGAAAGUCUAAUUUUAGUUUGCACCUUCAUUUGAAUUAGUGAUUGCUGCUUCAUCAUCAUAGUCCAAUAAAGCACAACAGUAAUUUGUUACACGAAUCUAUUCCAACUCUAACAAAAUACUAUAAUUGAGUCAAUAUAUGGUAAUUUUCAGUACAGAAAGGUAGGUGAUAGUGCUUCCUCACAUUUUAAAAUAUUUAUUAGUCAUAUCAAAAAAGGAUAAUUGAAAUAUAUGAAUAAUAUGGCAUUGUAAGAAUAGGUGAUUAUUCACAACAUAGGCUGUUCUCUAGAGUACAUCAUUUGUCCCUACUUGUGCUGAUUGGUAGCAAAUAAGUUUGAUGCACAUCUUUAUUAUGUCAAGGCUUUGACUAAUCACUAUGGGAGAAAAUACUAUCCAGGCAUUUAUUAUAACACUUGAACUGUCCCAAGCUUCUCGACAGAAUGAGUGUAGAUAAUCAUUGUGCUGAUUUUAUAAUACAUGUGUAUUAGCACUCAAACAGCAUUCUAGCUGCAUUUGAAACAAUAUUGCAUUAUUAGAUCCCGCUGCUGUUUUCAACAGAUUGUUUAUUCUCGAUCAGCUGCCCCCCUUUUACACUAAGAAUUAGCUUUGAGAAGUUCCAUUUGUUUUGGGAUCAGGGUUCAGGAGGCAAGUGGAUCAUUAACCCAUGCUGGCUCUUCAGCCAGGUAGCUCUAUCAGCAGAGGAGAGAUGGGUAUGGCUAUUUUCAAAUCCUUGAUCAGCAGGAAAAAAAAGCCAAUAUACUUGACUAAUCAGACUAACUAUAUAACAUGACAAUUUUAAGUCUUUCUCCUUGUUUGGGUCAAAUAUGGUGCUUAGUAUUGACGUGUGGUUAUUUAUUUAUUUAUUUAUUUAUUUUAAGUCUGGCAUGUUUUAAUUACUAAAGAGUUCAAGCUAAAGAUGUGAAAGACUUCGGUUUAUGUGCUGUUUUACUAAUCAAUAUUUAAUAUGGUUUUCAUAGGAUAUGUAACAUGACACUGAUACUCUGGACAGUUUAUCAUAGGCGCCUCAGUGAAGUUAUUUCCUUGAAGUAAUGCCCACAGAAAGUGGAAGUUGUGCAACUGCUCGGCAAGCAAAGCAGAAGCGCAAAUCACACAGUCUUUCUAUACGAAGAACCAACAGUUCUGAGCAAGAAAGGACGGGAUUGCAAAGAGAGAUGUUGGAAGGGCAGGAUACUAAACUUCCUUCAUCUGUUCGGAAUACACUUUUGGAGCUUUUUGGGCAAAUAGAGCGAGAGUUUGAAAACCUUUAUAUUGAAAAUUUGGAAUUACGUCGAGAGGUCGAUACACUUAAUGAGCGCUUAGCAGUUGAAGGACAGACAAUUGACGGAGCUGAACUGAGCAAAGGACAACUGAAAACAAAAGCCAGUCAUAGUACCAGUCAGCUUUCACAGAAAUUGAAGACCACUUACAAGGCAUCUACCAGCAAGAUUGUAUCCAGUUUCAAAACUACAACAUCAAGGGCAAUCUGUCAACUGGUGAAGGAGUAUGUUGGCCACAGGGAUGGUAUUUGGGAUGUCAGUGUCACGAAAACUCAGCCAGUGGUGUUGGGGACAGCAUCUGCUGACCAUACUGCCUUGCUGUGGAGUAUAGAAACAGGAAAGUGCCUUGUCAAAUAUGUAGGUCAUGUUGGAUCAGUAAAUUCUAUAAAGUUCCAUCCAACGGAGCAAGUAGCUCUUACAGCAUCUGGAGACCAGACGGCUCACAUUUGGAGAUAUAUGGUACAGUUGCCCAUGCCUCAGCCAACAUCAGACUGCAAUCAAAUGUCUGGGGAAGAUGAAAUUGAGUUUUCAGAUAAAGAUGAACCUGAUGGAGAUGGAGAUGGUUCCAGUGACUGUCCCACUAUCCGAGCUCCUUUAACCUCCCUGAAAAGCCAUCAAGGAGUAGUCAUAGCAGCUGACUGGCUGGUUGGAGGGAAGCAAGCUGUAACAGCUUCCUGGGAUAGGACAGCAAAUCUGUAUGAUGUGGAGACAUCUGAACUUGUCCAUUCACUAACAGGGCAUGACCAAGAGCUAACCCAUUGUUGUACACAUCCCACUCAACGUCUUGUGGUGACAUCAUCACGUGAUACAACCUUCCGUCUGUGGGAUUUCAGAGAUCCUUCUAUCCAUUCUGUGAAUGUCUUUCAGGGCCACACAGACACCGUGACAUCAGCUGUUUUCACAGUGGGUGACAAUGUUGUUUCGGGUAGUGAUGACCGUACUGUAAAAGUCUGGGACUUGAAAAAUAUGAGAUCUCCUAUUGCUACUAUCCGUACAGACUCUGCAGUGAACAGGAUUAAUGUAAGUGUUGGCCAAAGAAUCAUUGCCCUUCCACAUGACAACCGUCAGGUUAGAUUAUUCGACAUGUCAGGAGUGCGAUUAGCACGGCUCCCUCGCAGUAACAGACAGGGCCAUAGAAGAAUGGUUUGCUGUUCAGCUUGGAGUGAAGACCAUCCAAUAUGUAACCUAUUUACCUGUGGGUUUGAUCGUCAGGCGAUUGGCUGGAACAUCAACAUCCCUGCAUUGUUACAGGAAAAAUGAGAUGCUGGAAGAAUUUUUGCUUUUGUUGCCAUGGACUUGUAAACUUUUGUUGUUGUUGCAGACUUUUCUGAAUAUUAGUCUGCCUUCAUUGUAAAAGUUCUCCCUUAAAAGGAGCGCUUUGCAGAUGUUGUUGUUACCACAUCGUGCACCAUUUGCAUGUAAUGUACAGAAAAUGUGACUUUUUUAAAAAUUAGUUUGUCUUGUGUAUGAACUUUUAUAUCUUAGCAUCCACUGGUCAGUUGAAAGGAGUUCACUGUUCUAUAGAGCACAUAAGUGUUCGUAAGCUAUUCAGCAUUUGCUAGAUGAACAUUAGGGCAUUACAUUUGUGACUUUAAUGUGAAAUUUAUAUACUUAUUGUGAAGAAUAGAUAAUAGUCUACUGCAUUUUCCAUAAUUUUACAUAUCUGCCUCGUGUUAAAAGGAAUCUGCAGGGCUGAACUUCAAGAAGUGUGAAUUUCAGUAAUAGUAUCAUGGUAAACAUUUUCUUGUUUGCAUCUGUCUGAAGUAUGAUUUUUAGUGCUGCAAUGUAGUGUAACUUCAACUCCAAUUUUUUUCUAGUUACUGGAGAAAUAACAUGGAUUUGAGAGAGAAAAAGCAAGCAAACUCUUACAGUGUGCACAGAAUGCUACAUUAAAACAUUCAGGAUGUUUUUGCACAUUUCUCUUGAAAAAGAACAAGAAAAUGUUCAUUCUGCCCUUCAUGCAUAAAGUUCAUUCCAGUCUUAUAGCAUUUCACACUAGCAAAAAUCCAGAAUAUUAUGAUUCUAAUCACUGAAAUCUAUUCAAGCAAAUUUUAAAGCACUUUAGUUUAUAGCUAUUGUUAUAAACCAUUUAUGAAUGUGAGUUGACUUAUAUAGGAAGGAUUUGACACUUUUUGGUUACCUACCCAGAAAGGAAAUUUUUUGUUUUUACACCUUCAAUGAACAUAUUUUUAAAUGGGUUCAUUUCCCUAGUUUUAUUUUGAGCCAGCAUUAUGUAGUAAAUGAGUGCUACCUCAAAAAAUGAAUUUCGGUCCGGAUAGGUUGAGUCUUUCCGUAACCUUGAAAAAGUGCUUUCGGUCUGUGUCUGAAAUACUGUCUUUAAGAUGAAGAAAGACAAUUAUGCCAAAUAUGGUUUUUAAGAUGAUUAAUACUUAAGGCUAAUGGGGCAAUACCACAGAUAAACAUCACGUGUCAUCUUUGUUCUUGCAGCUCUAACUAGGGCUGCUGCAGUCCCUUCUCCAUUCCAGAGGGAAUAAUUCUGUAGUUUUUCCCUCCUUACUCCCAAGUGAUCUUACACUGGCUUUGCUCCUCACUGUCUUUCGCCUUGUUGUACUGGCAUUGUGUUGAGUUAUUGCCAGCUGUUGCUCAAAUAAGCAAAUGCAUGUGGCAGCUGACAUUUUCAGAAGGAAGAGGAAGGCUGCUUCAGACAGACCUUUUAGCUGCCCCUAACUGUCUGACAUAUCACAGCAUAAGAUGAAAGAUCAAAGUAAUUAGAUGGUGUCUUUUUAUAUAGUAGGAUGUUUAAAGUUGAUUACCAUAAGAUCUUAAGUAUUAUGAUCUUUUAAUUACAUUCUUAUGAUUAUAUGAAACAAUAGCUGAGCUGGAGUCCUCUACAGCAUUGUUUAGAUUGAAGUUGAGAGGCUGAUUUGUUAAUCAUAUCUUUCAUUCAUUAGUAUAUGAACGCAAAGAGGUGGAAUAGGAGGGGAGAAUAAGUGCACCAUUAAGUAAUUAUUAAAAAAUUUGGGUCCUAACAGUAAGCUGAAGCAUAAAACAAUGAAAGGAUAAGAAGGGGUGAGACACACUAUAAGAGAAUGUAUGUGGUGACUUCAUAGAGCAGAAUGUCUUCAAAUAGCUUGAUUUUUUUCAGAACACUGGUUUGUCUGAGUUUCAGUAUAUAUUAGACCGUGAGUCUUUCAUAAUUGCCACACUUCUAUACCUGCUAGUGAAAGGUUCUGGUGAUCAGCUGUAGACUUUAACUGCUGGUAUCAGAAGACUUGUAUUUAAAGGACAGUGUCACAGUAUCUACGGUAAUUGUCAAGUAGUUUUUUGUUUCUAACGAUUUGGAAGAUUAAAUUUAAACUCUCAUCAGAUUUUUUUUUACUCUCUAGGGCAUACACACUGGGUUGGUGUUGGGCUACAGACAUGGUUUUUUACAAACAAGACUAAAACAUCUUUUUGUUAGAGAGGAAGGAAAAGAAACAUAAGCAUGGAUGCAGUCUGGAUACUUAAAAAAAAAAAAAACUACUACACUUUUGCCAUGUGCACCUCCUGCUAAUAGAAUCAGAGCAAUUCCAGUUUGCUCCAUAUCUAGUAUCCUGAGCAAUGAUUAACCAUUUCAUUUGCAUGGAUUUGACAAACUUAAGUUGGAGGAAAGGUUAAUAGUGUGAUCCUACUAUCCUAAACUGUAUUUAAUAUAUACAUAUGUAACACAGGGCCAUUGGAUUAUAUGCAGUUUAAUUGUCAUUGCGUCCAGUGGCUCCUGGCCCUUAUAUCACCAGAGGGAUCAACCUCCGACCUCAGAAAGGAGUAUACACUAACUUAUUUUCUCUGGGGAUGGAGUGGAGGAACCAAGCAAGGUGCUAGAGACAGGUUCUCAGGAGCAGACUAAUUCUUAAUCAGUUGAAUGACUGUACCAUCUUUUAACUUUUAUAUAUUCUACUACUUGGAUGUAAUAUUGAGGCCAUAAAUUUCCCCUUCCAGUAAGGCAAAGAUUGGUGGUGGACAAUGUUACACUGACUGAACAUGUGUAAGCAUUUCAGUUUUGGCCAUGCAUGGAAUCAGAAGUGUUGUAAAGAGAGAAUCAAUGCUGAACUAAUUAUAUCCAACAUUUCAUAAAAUGGAGGAAAGUUGCUAUAUUUUCAUUAUUGAUGCAGAACUUCACUUGGAUGCAUCACUGGACAAACACAAAGAUUUUGCGUCAGGAAGGGGGGGGGUUCCCCAUAAGCAGUGCACAUUGGUUUUCACAGACUCAAAUUCUGUACAUACUUUAGAGUGAAAAUAAUUUGGUGUGAAACAUCUUAUUUGUUGUCUAAGUCUGUGAAAGCCAAUUUCUUUUGGGGAAAAAAAUCCUGAAUUUAUAAAUAUGUGAAACUACUUGUUUUUAUUGACUUGUAUUCUGCUGAUUGUUUUUAGAUGUUUAGCGUUUUCUUCAUUACAGUUUGAAAAUGCAUUAAAUCAUUCAACAGAGUUUUGUAA